Penicillium nucicola is the source of this 2181-nucleotide messenger RNA. RefSeq lists its product as uncharacterized. Bases 1 to 2181 code for a protein of 726 amino acids. Lineage: Eukaryota; Fungi; Ascomycota; Eurotiomycetes; Eurotiales; Aspergillaceae. The record is from RefSeq and is a predicted model, not a curated record. The transcript is spliced from 4 exons.
AUGAGUAAUCACACCGAUGAGGAUCCCAUGGAGCAAGAUAGUUGCACGAGCACGAGCGACGAAGCGAAUCUGCAGCUGGAUCGAGAAUUACAACAGAGCGCGGGAAAUACUCGCGCAGCGACUGAGUUGUCACAGCAAACUGUCACAGUUGGAAUUUCACCUGCCUAUGUAAAUGGCUGGGACACUACCGAUGCUUUUCGCGAGCUGUAUCAAAACUGGAAAGAUGCCAUUCUCGAAAGAUUCCAGCUAAAGCGACUGGACUUUAGGCCAUUUUUGGAAGACAAAAAAGACCAUUUCUCCAUCAUAGUCCCUACUAGCUCAGACGAAAACGGCAACAGUCGAGCUCUAGGGUUCAUCAAAUAUGAAAAAAAGACUGGUCAAGUCACACUGACCAAUGCUUGCAUGCAACUUCCUGUCGAGUCUCUCGUGAUGGGAUUCACAUCCAAAAACGAUCUCGACCAGCUGGCAGGCUCUCAUGGUGAGGGGCUCAAACUAGCUGCGUUGGUACUGAGUCGAAAGGGGUAUAGAGUGAGCGUGGCUGCAAGUCAGUGUAAGUGGCAAUUUGGUCUGCAUGGAAAGUACCAGUCUCUCCGUUGUGUCACUACUCCUUCCCGGAAGAUGAGUCCUGCCAUUCAACGAGAGCCAGCUGAUGAUAUGGCAAACUUGCGCUUCCGGGUUGAAAGAGACAUUACGGUGUUGAUUGGGGCUGGACGUGCCAAACAAAGUCCAGUGGUCUCACCUGAAACGUUUUUCAAAUGGCUUCAAGUCACCCUCGAUAUCCGCGGACUCUCCUAUCCUUCCUCGAUUGUAGAAACACCCCAUGGAGACUUGGUUUUGGAUCUGCAGUUUCACGGAAGGCUUUUUCUCCAUGGGAUUCUGCUACCGGUAGCAAAUUCGGGGUUCAAGCCCCUCAAGUUUGGUUACAACCUUACUCGGGGCAAGUUCAGCCGUGAUCGUCAAGAACUGGUCGCCUCGUGUGGAGUGGCACAGCAGGUGCUACAAAUAUGGCAGUGUGCCUUGCGUAUGCACGAGCAGACCUUGCUUCCAAUCUAUGUCAAUCUCCUCCAAAACUUUCCCCAUGUGGGCGAUGUCGACCACGCUGAUAUACUUUUGGAGCCGUUUCUCAAGACUCGUAUCUGGAAACACCUUCUCGGUGUGGCAGGGAGAAAGAGAUUUUUUUAUUGCGAGACAUCAAGCGUCCAAAGUGUGGGCAUGAUACGAGAAACCACCGGGAAGACACCAACAAGACUUCCCAAAGCCCUCUGGAACCUGCUGCGCUCAGGUUCAGGAAUUCGGACCAUUGAGGAGGAACAGGUAGAGCUUUUCAAAGAUGCCGAGAUCUGUGCUUUGCCCGAGUCUACCUUUGCAAAAACAACAGCCUGGGCUUUGAAAGCUUGUCUGGCCCUAUUGAAAACGACAAGUCAUAUCAAAGUGUUCUAUGUCAAAGGACUGACUCGGAGGCUUGACGUGUUAUACAACGCUGAACAAGGUGCGUUGAAGAUUCAUCAUCGAUGGUUGGAUUUUGAUGCGACGCACCACGACGCAUCGUGUCGAAAAUGGUUUCCUGCUGCCAUAAAUGAAAAGCAUGCGCCGUUUUUCUGCAGUCACAUCGUAGAGGAGAUCUUGUGUCUCUCGAUUUCUUCGAUGUUCAAACCAUCCCCGACGCUGCGCAUGACUGAGAUGCGAUAUAUGCGUCAUAUCAGUCGUCUCCUUCGGGUUAUGCCGCAUAGCAUCAAACUCACACCCCACUCAGGAGGCCUGCUGGUCACCUGGGAAGACAAUGAGGCAGAAUCGUUUCGAAAGCUUGGCGGGGGCCCACUGUACCGAGUUGUUCUCCACGCGGAGGAGUGUUUCAUCGACAGGUCGGAGCUUCUCUACUUGAAAAUAGUACCGAGUGGGAUGGAAUUUGCGUCGUGUGGGUGCCGUCAGCAAAUUGUUGUCCAAGCGCGUCGAUGGUGUGUCUUUGCCGCUUUGGAUCAUUCCACAAGGUAUUAUGCGAUGAUCUCUCUCAAUGAGCGGCUGGCGAUCUAUGGCCUUCCAUCUGGGCUGGUGUCACCUCGUGACAAAAGCAUGGGUGGGCCCGGCCACAUAGCAUGCAAUCUGGAGCGAUCUCCGUUCGUUGAUCGCCAACACGAACACAAGACUUUGGAGCUGCAGACCAACCUACGUCCGUAUCAGUGA